GGGCCGAAUGUUGAACAGACUAGCUCUCGGUUGUUCUUUCACGUGGAUCCCUUUCAGGAGUUUUUUGUUUGUUUUUCACAUAUCCCAGGCUGCUCUCGAACUUGCUAUGUUGCCGAAAAUUCCUGAUUUUCCAGUCUCUACUUCCCAAAUGCUGGGGUGACAGGUGUAAUUCAGGGCUUUGUUUUUGAGACAGGGUCUCAGGAAGCCCAGGCUGGCUUCGAACUUACUAAAUAGCCAAGAAGGACGUUUAACUGAUUCUCUGGCUUCCAGCUUUCAAGUGCUUUCAAGUUGACAGGCAUGCGCUAUCAAUAAGGCCUGGCUCACAGCAGAAGUCUUGGCCAGUGGCAGACAGAUCCUGUUCUUUCUCAUUCCUCCGUCCAUAUUACAUUUCCGAUCAAAAUGCCAUAGAGAGUGCAGUCCCCAUGGAGUCUUUUGACUUUUCCGGCCUCCGUCGUGCCAGCGGAGCCCCGCCCACCCACCACGGACAUCCGCUGCCAUGGUGACCCUGCUGCUUCGCUCCCUGCGCCCCCGUCGCAAUCUCCCGCGCAGUCUGCGGCAAGCUGUAGAUGUGCCCCUCAGGGCCAGGAGCCAUGGCACCCGCCUGCUAUACCCGGACCACAUCCCCACCACCUCGCUGCAAAAGGUGCUGUUGGCCGCAGGCUCGGCGGGAAUGGCGCUCUACAACCCCUAUCGCCACGACAUGGUUGCAGUUCUAGGGGAGACCACAGGAUACUGCACACUGAAAUUCCUCAGGGACCAGAUGAAGAAGGAUCCAGAGGGUGCCCAGAUCCUACAAGAGCGUCCCCGGAUCUCACUGUCCACCCUUGACCUAAGCAAGCUCCAGAGCCUGCCUGAAGGCUCUCUGGGCCGUGAGUAUCUGCGCUUCCUGGAUGUGAAUAGGGUCUCCCCGGAUACACGAGCACCUACCCGUUUUGUGGACGAUGAGGAACUAGCCUAUGUGAUCCAGAGAUACCGAGAGGUGCACGACAUGCUUCACACCCUGCUGGGGAUGCCCACCAAUAUGCUGGGAGAGAUUGUGGUAAAGUGGUUUGAGGCUGUGCAGACCGGCCUGCCCAUGUGCAUCCUGGGAGCACUUUUCGGACCCAUCCGCCUCCGUGCUCAGAACCUGCAAGUGUUGUUCUCUGAGCUGAUCCCUUGGGCAAUUCAGAAUGGGCGCAGGGCCCCGUGUGUCCUCAAUCUCUACUACGAGCGGCGUUGGGAGCAGUCCCUGACAGCACUUCGGGAGGAGCUGGGCAUCAGCCCUCCCCCGAAACAUAUCCACGGCCUGGCCUAGGCCGAGCUGCUGCAAGGGAGGACCUGGUUUGCCUCUCACACACACUGCCUUUGUUUCUUCUCUUUGAACUUUGAACUCAGAGGGUCACUGAUCAUGUUUAUGGUCACUCCUGUCAUGUGCCUUGAGGGCCAGCCCAGGAGAGAGCAGGCAGGGCAGUGAGGGGCUGUGAGCUAUCCAGAGAGAGCAAUGUGUGUGCCUGGAACAGUCAGUCAUCUUGGAUCAUUCUGGAUCAUUCGGGUCUGAAGCCCUUCUUCUGGACAGUUACCCUUACAGGGCAUUCUGUCAAGCUGUGUCUUCGAAGCCUUGACUACUCACUACAUCCUGUUCCUGUUCCAAAGCCCCGAAAUGAAUGGUGGGAAAUGAGUGGCAUCUCUGCUGUCUGAAUAAAGGCUCCCAUCAGGCCUAGAGUCUGCUGGUC
This is a messenger RNA of Onychomys torridus (southern grasshopper mouse), 1712 nucleotides long. It is a transcript of the gene Coq4, whose product is annotated as coenzyme Q4. The transcript has 7 exons. The record is from RefSeq and is a predicted model, not a curated record. Gene Ontology annotation, cellular component: mitochondrial inner membrane; mitochondrion. The coding region runs from base 497 to 1294 and encodes 265 amino acids. Lineage: Eukaryota; Metazoa; Chordata; Mammalia; Rodentia; Cricetidae. Gene Ontology annotation, biological process: ubiquinone biosynthetic process.